Messenger RNA from Anopheles aquasalis, 1734 nucleotides. RefSeq names its product wampa (gene wam). NCBI's taxonomy places the organism in Eukaryota, Metazoa, Arthropoda, Insecta, Diptera, Culicidae. The record is from RefSeq and is a predicted model, not a curated record.
AUGGCGAACGCAGCACCCGUGCCCGUGUACUUCGGUCCGUCGGAAAAUUUAUCUCCCGAGGAACGGGCCGAGCGGGAGCGGCUGGAGCGGCAAGAGGUAGCCCGAUGGAAGCAUCGGUUCCUGCGCCUAGAUGCGAUCAAACCGGGCGAAACGGCCGAGGCACACGAGAUGCGUUGCCUCAACAAACGCCUGGUGCACAUCGAACGGGAAGCGGCUCAAAAGGAACUGCUGCUCAGGGUAAGGAACGCACCGGUGCAUCGUCGCGAGGCCGUACGAUGCCGCACCAUCAUCCUACGCCUGCUCGAUGAAACCGCCGAAACGAAUCGGAAGAUUACGGCCACCAAGAUCGACAUUCAAGAGCUGGAGUCACAGAUCAAGCGCGCCCAACAGGAGCUACAAACCGUCACGAAGGCCAUUCCGUCGGAUUUUCUGUUCGCCAAACAGUUGGACCGCUCGUCCCGGCAGGUGGCAGCCCUGGAGUCCCGCCUGCAUCAUGUGCGCACCCAAGAGAACCAGGUGCACUGCGACAACCGGAAGCUCCGUGAGGAGCUCGAGGGAAUGCUAGAGGAACGGAAACGGUACAACCGCCAGUGGGAACAGUACGUCCAGCAGCUUGCCCGGAACCGCAAGUUUCUCAUCGACAUGAUCGAACGUGCCACGUUGGCCUUUAACCAGAGUGAAGAGCUUUGCCACCGGAUCGAAUCGCUGAAGGCACAGGAAGCGCGCGAAACGCGCCAACAGGUGAACGAGAUGAUCGAGGUGGACCGCCAGAUCGUCGGUACGCGCCACACGAAUGCGUUCCUGCGUACGAAAGGCGCCACCCGGCCAGUGGCCAACCUGGAUCCGGCCAUCGUUAGCAAGCGGGAUCGUUUUAAGCGGGCCUGCUUGGAUCGGACCACCCGCUACCGGACGAUCGUCGAUGGAACGCGUGAGGCACUGCAGCUCCAAUCGAUGCACGAUGUGUUGGCGUUGAUCGAGCGCCAGCAGGACAAGUACAUGGCGCUGUUUAAGUACGCGAACGAAACGGAUGCACAGCUUGAGGCCGCUACGGAGCGAGCGCGCGAACUCGCGGAAGUGGCCGAUGGUGCCAGGGAGGCGCAGCGCCGCAAACAGCUCACCAACGAGCAGAAGGAGAAGCAGACCGAGGAACAACUCCACCGGGCACGGAAGGAAACGGAACAGCUUGAAGCGGACGUUACGUAUCAGGAGGCGGCACUCGAACUGAAGCUGGAAACCGUCGAGCAGGCGCUGGAGUUGCUGGGGUUCGAUCGACCGGCCAUUGUGGUGCUGAUGGGUGGCACAACUCGCACCGAUCGCCAGAAGCUCACGAAGGACGCACUCACCAAAGCGUUGGCCGUCAUCGAACGGAAGGUGAUGGAACUGGUGAAGCGCCGUAGGCCAGGACUCACACCGACCACCGAGGACCCUGAACCGGAAGCGACGCCCGCGCAACAGUGUGCCGAGUGUGCCGAGGGACAGGACGUUAACCAGCACGACGAACACAUCGUCCAACCGACCGAGGACGAGCGUAUGAUGGAGAACGUCCGGAAGCGGAUGGCCGCACCGGAGAUGCAGUACCGCCUUCACACACUCAGCCAAUGCAAACUUCCUCGCUCCCGUAUGCUGGUCAACAAACGCUACCAGUAGACCCGGAUCGGGUUAUUUGGGUGUUGGAUCGGAUUCGCUUUUAUUCUAAAUUCACGUUCCUUUCAAAUCAAACGUCGUUGGUGGCUG